Penicillium cinerascens is the source of this 1566-nucleotide messenger RNA. Its product is annotated as DNA-protein crosslink repair co-factor UBX5. The record is from RefSeq and is a predicted model, not a curated record. Gene Ontology annotation, molecular function: ubiquitin binding. Lineage: Eukaryota; Fungi; Ascomycota; Eurotiomycetes; Eurotiales; Aspergillaceae. Gene Ontology annotation, cellular component: nucleus. Gene Ontology annotation, biological process: proteasome-mediated ubiquitin-dependent protein catabolic process. Bases 1 to 1566 code for a protein of 521 amino acids. The transcript has 2 exons.
AUGGCUGACGACGUGGUGGCCCAAUUCACUGAGAUCACCGGCUCAACGCCGGAGCUGGCGACUCAGUAUUUGUCGCUUGCCGAUUUCCAAAUCGAGCAGGCCAUGCAACUCUACUUCGAGAACGGAGGUGCACCAUUAACCGAGGAACCUCCGCAACCUCCCCGUCGUUCCAACUUUGAAGAUGAAUCUGGUGUUGUUCAUAUCGACUCUGACGACGAUGACGAUGCUGGGGCCGUUCAGGGUCGCCCCGCACAACCCGCCACCACACCGUAUUUCGAGGAUGAUGCCGCCAUGGCUCGCCAACUUCAAGAAGAAAUGUACGGAGGUGGAGGCGGAGGCGCCCAGAACGAUGAGGAUGAUGUGCGCGCACCCAUGGCGCGCACGACGGAGACGUUGGUGGGGCCAGAGGCCGAAUUCGGCGACGACGAUGACAUGCAUGCCAAUAUUCUCAGCCAGUUGCGUGCUCGUCAACGAGGUGGUCGACCCGGUAUCUUCAACCAGAGAGACACGGCAUCGAUAUGGACCGGCGGCUCGCAGGAUACGCACGACGAACAACUCUCGAUGGCAACUGGUGGCGCAUCAGAGGCAUCCUCCAAGUCCAACAUGCUAGCUGAGAUGUACCGACCCCCGUUCGAGAUUAUGUGCCGACUCUCUUGGGAUGCUGCUCGUGAUGAAGGAAAGGAUAACGAGAAAUGGUUGCUCGUCAACAUUCAGGACUCGUCUGUUUUCGACUGCCAAAUUCUGAACCGAGAUCUCUGGAAGGACAAGGGUGUCCAGGAGACGGUGAAAGAACAUUUUGUUUUCUUGCAGUUCUCCAAGGAUGACCCUCGGGCUUCCCCAUAUCUCCAAUACUACUUCCAAGCCAGCGAUGUGUCCGACAACUAUCCCCAUAUAGCCAUCGUCGACCCUCGGACCGGUGAACAAAUGAAGGUUUGGUCCGGCCCGCCUGUGAUUAAGGCCUCCGAGUUCCUUAUGCAGAUCCAUGAGUUCCUUGACCGCUACAGCUUGAAGCAUAAUGUGCGCAAUCCUGUGGCUAAGCGGAAGUCGGAGAAGAAGGACAAGGACGUCGGUGCAAUGACCGAGGAGGAGAUGCUGGAGAUGGCGAUGAGGAACAGUCUCGGGGACGGGGCAUCCGGAGGCCAGAAGUUGGAAGACCCCGACGACCUCACUCGGAGCAUGGACGACGUCAAAGGCAAGGGUCGCGCGACUGCCGAUGAAGAUGAGGAUAUGAGUGGGACAGAGUUAGCCGCCGAAUCAGCUGAGGCUUCCGCAUUCGCCGCUAUUCCCGACGACAAACCACACACUGAGCCCCCCGCGGAUCCAGCAACCACCACCCGCAUCCAAUUCCGUCAUCCAUCUGGUCGUGUCAUUCGUCGCUUUGCAAUUUCCGACCCCGUCCAACGAAUUUACGAGUGGCUCAAAGCUGAGCCACCGCUCGAGGACAAGGCCGGCGUGGAGUUUGAUUUGAAUGCCAUGGGAAGAAACUUAAUAGAGCACCUUACGACAAGCAUCGAGGAUGCGGGCUUGAAAAACGGCACCAUCAUGAUUGGCUAUCACGAAGAUUAA